Lycium barbarum (goji berry) is the source of this 2113-nucleotide messenger RNA. RefSeq names its product putative methylesterase 12, chloroplastic. Bases 717 to 1772 code for a protein of 351 amino acids. The record is from RefSeq and is a predicted model, not a curated record. Gene Ontology annotation, molecular function: methyl salicylate esterase activity; methyl indole-3-acetate esterase activity; methyl jasmonate esterase activity. Gene Ontology annotation, biological process: salicylic acid metabolic process; jasmonic acid metabolic process. The transcript has 5 exons. Lineage: Eukaryota; Viridiplantae; Streptophyta; Magnoliopsida; Solanales; Solanaceae.
GAAGAAGAAAUUAUACUAUAGCAUUAAAUUCCUUGUAUAUUAGGUUGUAUUGAGUUGUUUUUCCAGACUUUCCUUAACAAUCAAAUGAAUUAAUUCUAUUAAAUAAAAACCACCUCGCUUGCACUUUCACCUACCGUUAUUACCUCAAUAAACGUCAUCGUUUUCAAACAUAUCAAGAACCUGCAACUCCAUUUACAGUACCAAAUUUUCAGUUUUUCUUGUUCUUUUUGGGAAAAAUUCUUUCUAGAUCUUGUGCAAUUUAUUGAAUUUUUUUUCUUUUUCUGGUCAUUUAAGUUUAAAAAAAAAAAAAGAGAACUGGGUUUUGUUCAAGAUUGAAUUUUUUGCUUUUUCUGGUCAUUGUCAGGCCAAAAAAAAAAAAAAAAAAACUGGGGUUAGUUCAAGAUUGAUUUUUUUUUGCUUUUUGUUAAGCGAAAAAAAACUGGGGUUUGUUCAAGAUUGAAUUUUGGCUUUUCUGGUCAGUGUUAGGCAUAAAAAAAAAACGUGGGUUUUGCCCAAGAUUGAUUUUUUUUGCUUUUUGUUAAGCAAAAAAAUCUAGGUUUUGUUCAAGAUUGAAUUUUUUGCUUUUUUUGGUCAUUGUUAAGCCAAAAAAAAAAAAAAAAAUCUGGGUGUUGUUCAAGAUUGAGUUUUUUCGCUUUUAUUGGUCAUUGUUAGGCGAAAAAAAAUUCUGGGGUUUGUUCAAGAUUGAAUUUUGAGAAAUGGGUAACAAAUUUAUUUGCAUGACAAAGAAGGAUAUAAGAGAAAGUGGGAAAAAUGGGAUAGGUUCAAGGAGUAAGAGGAUGGAGAGAUCAAAGAGGAGGUCAUUAUUGGAAGAAGAGUUACUUCAUAGACAAGCUUUGUCUAUGGCAAUUCAACAACAUCAAUUGUCUCAAAGAUUUGAGGGUUCAAUGUCUAGACGUAUUGGAUCCACUAGUUCUCGUCGUCGCAAUGAUUUGCCUGACCAGUUAGCCAAUUCAAAACAGCCACCAGAGUUUUUGGAGAACAUCAAAACAAAGAAAUUUGUUCUGGUACAUGGAGAAGGAUUUGGAGCUUGGUGUUGGUACAAAACUAUUGCUCUAUUGGAGGAAACAGGAUUGGUCCCCACAGCCUUAGAUCUCACUGGAUCUGGCAUUCAUCUGACAGAUACAAAUAAUGUUACUACUCUAGUCGACUACUCAAAACCAUUAAUUGAUUAUCUGGAGAAGUUGCCAGAGGAUGAAAAGGUAAUUUUAGUCGGUCACAGUGCUGGAGGUGCGUGUGUUUCCUAUGCCUUAGAGCAUUUCCCAACUAAAAUUGCAAAAGCAGUAUUUCUUAGUGCCACGAUGAUAUCUGAUGGCCAGAGGCCUUUUGAUGUGUUUGCUGAAGAGCUUGGGUCCGCAGAGCUUUUUACCCCGGAAUCUAAGUUCUUAAUUUAUGGGAAUGGUAAAGACAAGCCUGCUACUUGCAUCAUGUUCGAGAAGGAGCAAAUGCAGGGGCUAUAUUUCAAUCAGUCUCCUACGAAGGAUGUUGCUUUAGCAAUGGUUUCUAUGAGACCUAUUCCUCUUGGUCCGAUGAUGGACAAGCUAUCACUCACACCUGAAAAGUAUGGAACUAGUCGUAGAUUUUAUAUCCAGACUUUGGAUGACCAUGCUCUUUCACCGGAUGUCCAAGAAAAGCUAGUGAGAGUAAACCCUCCUGAAGGAGUUUUCAAGAUCAAAGGCAGUGACCAUGCUCCAUUCUUCUCGAAGCCACAGUCGCUGCAUAAGAUUUUGGUCGAAAUUGCUCAGAUUCCAUAAUAUUAUAAAGAAUGGCUUCAUUGAUUAUGUUCUUAUGGAGGCUAUAGAAUCCAUGAGGUUGUUGGUUGUACAAAAGAGGAGAAUGACUCAGCUUGUUUUAUACUAUCUAUUUUCAUAUUUUAUUUCACUUCUUACAUGGAAGGCAUUGGUUCAUAGUUGAAAUAUUCUUCUUUGUAGUUACAGCUAAGAUAGCAGUUAGACUUGAAAUAUACCUCAUGUAGUUCCACUUGUGGUAGCACUUUGUUCUCCCUAUUGUUUAUUUCUGAAGAAACAGUGAGGCCCCGGAUACUUGAUAUUUUGUGUUCAUAAAUAACUGAUCUUCUACAUCUUGUGAUGUGCUA